Messenger RNA from Diospyros lotus (date-plum), 842 nucleotides. Its product is annotated as guanine nucleotide-binding protein subunit gamma 3-like. The transcript is spliced from 5 exons. Bases 159 to 674 code for a protein of 171 amino acids. The record is from RefSeq and is a predicted model, not a curated record. Lineage: Eukaryota; Viridiplantae; Streptophyta; Magnoliopsida; Ericales; Ebenaceae.
GGCUUCAGAUUGAGAGAUUCUGAUUCAGAUUCAGAUUCAGCACUGAAAGCUCUGGCCGCAACAGCGUUGGUCUACUGUGCUUGUCGCAAUGAAUACACUGCCAAAUUGUGGCUCUCGCACUAGUAAUUCGAGAGCACCUCUAGAAACUCGGUGGUUCGAUGACUGUUUCUUUAGGUUCGGAGGGGCCGCGGCCGCGGCCGCGGCCGCCGAGUCCAAACUCGCCGCCGUCUUGCGCUGAUUUGUACGGGAGGCGCCGCCAGCUUGCUAGGGUUCAGUUCCUGGAGAGGGAGAUCGCUAUUCUGCAGGAUGAAUUGAAUUCACUUGAAGACCUGCAACUUGCUUCUAGAUGCUGCAAAGAGGUUGGUGAAUUCAUAGAAGCAAGGGCAGAUCCUCUUCUAUCUAUAGAUCAGGAGAGCUCUAGGUCGUGGUACUUCUGGAAGAGGGGGAAGUCUUGUUUAAAAUGGAUUUGCUGCUUUGGGUGGCCAAUCUGCUUCGCUUCUUGUUCAUCGGGCAAGUCCAUCAAGCCUGGCAGUUGCUGCUUGGAGAAGUCUGGCAAUAGAUGUUGCUGCCAUUGCGAAAUUUCGUCUGCGCUCUGCUCUUGGCCCUCCUCGUGUACGAAGGUGAAGCUUUGUUCCAAAUGCGCCAGAAACUGUUGUAUUCCUUGUUAUUACUAGAACUGUUCGGUGUUCCACCACUUGUGACUGUUCUUUCCUGUUAACUUUUAAAAGAAGCUUCGGGCCACAUAAAUUCAUUUAUUAGUGUGUCAACAGCUGUUAAGAGUUAUCUAUUUAAGCUUCAGGCCACGUAAAUUUGAGCAAGUAUUUAUAAUACUUGGCUUAUUU